Didymodactylos carnosus is the source of this 1035-nucleotide messenger RNA. The record is from the annotation of a GenBank genome assembly. NCBI's taxonomy places the organism in Eukaryota, Metazoa, Rotifera, Eurotatoria, Philodinida, Philodinidae.
AUGGGUGAUAAUUCACAAGAGUUAAUGACGUUGGACUAUGAUUUACCAACGGUUAUUAUUGAGGGUGAUAAUGGGGCUAAAAAGGAUACUGUAGUCAAUGAUGGAUCUACAAUCGACCUACGUGAGGAUAGUGACAAUAGCAAUGAUAACAGGGAAAAAGCAGUCAAUGCUAAAGUUGAAGAUUAUAAAAAUGGUUUGUCAUUAUCAAUGAGAGAAAAAUCAAUGAUAUCAUAUCGGUAUGCUAGUAGAAUUAUUAAUACGUUAAGACAUGAAACAGCUGGAAAGAAAGUUGGAAUAGAUUGUAAAUUUCAUUCCUGGUGUCGCCAAUGUUUUAAAAUUGAUAUUAGUUCUGGGGUCGAAAUAACUGGUCAUGGUGAUCGAGAUAAAAUGCGGCAUGAAAUAAAUCAGUAUUAUUUUUGGAUACCAUCAAAAGUUGUUGAUAUUUUUUUAUCGACAUGUAUUGCGUGCCAAGUACGGAAACCCUUAAAAAGUCAUAUUGUAUCAACAUCAAUCGUUCCCAUUGGUUCUCUAACAAGAUUAGAAAUAGAUCUUACUGGUUUACGUAUAAGACCCGAUGGUGAUUAUAAAUGGAUUUUACAUUGUAAAGACCAUUUUAGUAAAUUCUCAUGGGCUUAUCCAUUAAGGACCAAAGAAGCUGCACACGUUGCUCAAAAUUUGUCAUCUUUAUUCUACCAGUUUGGACUAUCGUGGGUAAUUCGUAUCCUCUAUCAAUUAAAUGCAUUAUUUUUUUUAUUCUCUAGCAAAAUAUUACAAUCUGAUAAUGGAAAAGAAUUCACGGCUGGUGUUAUUAAAGAUUUAAAAUUGAUAUGGCCUGGUUUAGCGAUCAUCAAUGGUCGACCAAGACAUCCCCAAUCGCAGGGGUUAGUAGAAAGGAGUAAUUCUACCUUAUGUGAUAUUCUUGAUAAAAUUCUUCAAGAUCGUGGUGCGGAUAGAUGGACAGAAUGCUUACCAGUAGCAGUUUAUUCAAUGAACACUAGCUUAGCUCGUGAUAUUAAAACAACUCCAUUUGAAUGA